AUUUAUUCUAUUGCGUGCACAGUAGUUUUGAGGUUACGUUCGACAACAAGUUCAAUUUAGUGACUCCGUUGGUGAUUUGUAACGGAAAUGAUCCACAUGAACUCGAGCUCCUCAGAUGCGGUUUUCUAGAAAUCGAAUCUGCUUCCUGAUCGGAUGGCAGGAGAUGCAGCAAUAUCGCCGCUCGUCAGCCUCGCAUGCACCAAUCUUCGCCCAUCAGUCUCACCACCUUGGAUUACGUUGUUUCUUCCUCAAUUAUUACUUCUCCGUCACCGCCACUACAGAACUAGCUACAGUGGACGCUUGAGGCUUGUCACCGUCCAACGUGCAAAGCAGUUGAAUGGUUCACUGGGGGAAGAAGAAUUGGAGAAUGAUGAAGCUUUCUCUUAUAGCAGCGACGCGAUUGAGGAAGAAUACGAGAGUGAUGAAGAGGAUGACACGGAGAGCAGUGUUGAUUUGCUAUUCAGAUUCCUUCACAGGAUGUUUAAGAAGGUCUCCAAGCGUGUUAGAAAGGCCUCUCAUUCCGUCCUACCAUCUGUAGUUCCUCCACAGCUGGUUUCUUUUGUAGUUGAUGGGGUACUUCUUUUGGCUUCACUUUCUACCCUGAAGGCCCUUCUUGAGGUGGCCUGCACCAUUGGAGGCACUGUAUUCGUGGUAAUCCUCCUCCUACCUGCGAUUUGGGCAACUACUUCCUACUUUCAAGCAAGUGGGGGUAAUAAUUUCAGCCAAAGUGGCACUUCCUAUGGUAGAACACAACCAGUAACAUAAUCUGUAACUCUCUGGAGCCAUCUCCAUCUCUUUUUGUAACGCUUUUAGUCCUUUGAGGUUUGUAUAGUCGUAGAAGAUUUAGAAAAACAUACUCUGGCUUGCAGUGUCGCAAACUAGAUUUGCAUCUUUAAUUUAAUGGCUUUACCUGAGUAAGAACCGUGGCGUGGCCCUUUGCUUUAUCCUUGCAAAUUUAAGGGUCUUUGUUUGUCAAUUGGAAGUCGAAUGAGUCAAAUGCUAAGCAUGGGAUUUGCGAGGCGGUAUGACCCUACCUACUUUCUCCUUCUU
Messenger RNA from Rhododendron vialii, 1050 nucleotides. RefSeq names its product protein SHORT HYPOCOTYL IN WHITE LIGHT 1-like. NCBI's taxonomy places the organism in Eukaryota, Viridiplantae, Streptophyta, Magnoliopsida, Ericales, Ericaceae. The transcript has 4 exons. Gene Ontology annotation, biological process: negative regulation of photomorphogenesis; regulation of abscisic acid-activated signaling pathway. The record is from RefSeq and is a predicted model, not a curated record. The coding region runs from base 154 to 765 and encodes 203 amino acids.